This is a messenger RNA of Dentiscutata heterogama, 1473 nucleotides long. The record is from the annotation of a GenBank genome assembly. NCBI's taxonomy places the organism in Eukaryota, Fungi, Glomeromycota, Glomeromycetes, Diversisporales, Gigasporaceae.
AUGUCGUCGCCGUAUAAGAAAUUAUCAAUAAAGAGGUUACCUGUACCUACUGAGAAAGGCACAGAAGAGUCAAGAUUUUGGAAAAGAUUCAAGCUACGUUGUUCGCUUUCCGAGAUUGCAUCGGUAACUUCCAUCAAGUUUAGUCCUAUACAACCAUUUGAUUUCGCUGUAACAUCAUCUACCCGUGUUCAAAUCUACUCAACACAAACCUAUAAAGUAAAAAAAACUAUAUCAAGAUUCAAUGAUAUCGCUUACUGUGGGACCAUUCGAAACGAUGGCAAACUUCUUGUGGCUGGUGAUGCUACGGGAUUAAUUCAAGUUUUUGAUAUAAAUAGCAGAGCAAUAUUAAGGACUAUGCAAGGUCAUAAUCACCCUGUGCAUAUUACCAGAUUUGCAUCCGGAAAUACUCAAAUUCUUUCUUGUUCCGACGAUAAAACUGCCCGUAUUUGGGAUAUUCCCGGACAAGAAGCAACAUCAAUUUUCAAAGAACACCAGGAUUAUGUGCGUGCUGGAUUAAUAAGUAACGAUAAUCCUCAUUUGGUUUUGACAGGAUCAUAUGAUCAGUCAAUCAAGCUCUGGGAUUUACGUACAAAUUCUUGUACUAUGACAAUGUCACAUGGAGCUCCUGUCGAAGACGUUUUGAUGUUUCCUGGUGGAGGAAUGAUAAUUUCAGCUGGAGGACCAACCAUAACCGUAUGGGAUCUUGUUUCUGGUGGUCGUGUUGUACGAUCUGUAUCAAACCACCAGAAAACAAUCACAUCAAUGUGCUUUGACGGAUCUUCAUCGCGUCUUCUUACUGGAUCUUUAGAUCAUCAUGUUAAAAUCUAUGAUGUUCAGAAUUAUGAUGUGGUCCACAGUAUUGAAUACAGUUCUCCGAUACUAUGUAUUGCUCUGUCUCCAGACGAUACCCACAUCGUUGCCGGAAUGACAUGUGGUACUUUAUCUAUUCGUCGCCGAAAAUUGGUGCAAAAAGAACUCAGUAUGUCCCACCAAAAUAAGCAGCCAAGAGUUGGUUCCUAUAAAUACUUUACACGUGGUCAAACAUAUAGCGGUAGUCAGGAUGAUUUUAUAGUAGAAUCUAAACCAAGAGAACGUCUUGCAUUAUAUGAUCGUUACUUGAAAAAGUUUCAAUACUCGAAUGCACUUGAUGCUGCAUUAAGAAACGGAACCCAAGCGAUUUUAACUAUUUCACUGUUACAAGAACUUAUCCGUCGGGAUGCUCUACGACAGGCAAUUGUCGGACGUGAUGAUCUCUCUUUAGAACCUUUGGUCAAGUUUCUGAUAAGAUGGAUAAAUGAACCAAGAUAUACUAGCAUAUUAAUUGAUGUAGGAAAUGUUAUAAUCGAUGUGUAUUCUUCAGUGAUUUGUAAAUCUCCGUUAAUCGAAAAAUUGAUGACCACUUUACAUGCUAAAGUAAAAACGGAGAUGAAUUUACAGAAAGAAAUUGCAAAAAUUAUUGGUUCUUUAGAAAUG